AUGAAAGUGUUGGUACUGCUGCGUGUUUGUUUCUUUGGAAAAGGAUUUUGGGUCGAUGAUCUCGUGAGUCGAACAAUAUUGCCAGCUAGUCUCGCAGGCACUUGGUUGCAUGUGGCAUUUGUUUAUGAUUUUUCCAUUAAACAACAAAAUAUCUAUCGCAAUGGUUACAAUGAUGGACAAGCAAAUUUAACUGGAACACCUGCUGCUUAUGUGGGUACAUCAGGUCUGGUCAAUAUAGGUGCUUUUCAAACAAAUAAUCAAUUCAAGGGACUUAUUGAUCAUAUGUUCGGUAUGUCGGGUUGA
This is a messenger RNA of Rotaria sp. Silwood2, 303 nucleotides long. The record is from the annotation of a GenBank genome assembly. Lineage: Eukaryota; Metazoa; Rotifera; Eurotatoria; Philodinida; Philodinidae.